This is a messenger RNA of Zophobas morio, 2205 nucleotides long. Its product is annotated as EF-hand domain-containing protein 1-like. NCBI's taxonomy places the organism in Eukaryota, Metazoa, Arthropoda, Insecta, Coleoptera, Tenebrionidae. The transcript has 7 exons. The record is from RefSeq and is a predicted model, not a curated record. Gene Ontology annotation, biological process: mitotic spindle organization; mitotic cytokinesis; cilium-dependent cell motility. Bases 45 to 2147 code for a protein of 700 amino acids. Gene Ontology annotation, cellular component: mitotic spindle; axoneme. Gene Ontology annotation, molecular function: alpha-tubulin binding.
GUUUGGUCAAUUGAAGUUUCUUUUAUUUCUUUUAAGUGGUGAAAAUGGCAGGUUUGCCUAAAUUACCGGGACUAACGUUUACAGAUCCCACGCUUUCCAGUUUUCAUUUAUCGCAAACUUUUAACGUGUGUAACGGAUAUAAAGUACCAAAGUACAAUUACAGAGGAAUAGGAAAUCGAGAACUAAAUGCAAAUUCUGUAAAAUUCAUUAACACGAACGACCCAGUUCGCUUUGACCCUUCACUUACGUAUGGAAAAACGAAAGCCGUCGCUGUGAACAUUUUUAAACCGCAUUUUGCCUUAUAUGACCAAAAAUGCCUCACCUUUAAAGCUUUUUUCAAGCAGGGGGUUGUUGAAUCUCCUAAUGAAUACUAUAGGGUCAGACAUGUCAACAUUAUAUAUUUUUUGGAGGACGAUUCGAUAACUGUUAUGGAACCUAGAACGCCGAAUAGUGGUAUCGACCAAGGAAGACUUUUAAAGCGACAUAGAGUUCCUAAAAAUCUGGCAGGAGAGUACUGGCACUGGAAAGAUUUUGGCGUUGGAAAAAAUAUUGUAUUCUAUGGAGUGGUUUACCAUUUGGUAGACUGUGAUGGUUUUACUAGGGAAUAUAUGGCGAGUCAAGGAUUAGUAAUGGCCGAUCCUGAACAACUACCCCCUGACCCUUACACCCAGAGCAGACUUAUGAGUUCAUCUAGUCACAAUACUUUCACUAAAACACCAUCCUCAGAUGAUAACUUCAGACGAUUUUUAGAAUAUGAUGGCAAAGUGCUCAGAUUUAAAGCUAUUUGGGAUGACCGCGAUUCAGAAUACGGUGACAUAAGAAAAUAUGAAGUCAUGUACUUUCUUCAUGACGAUACGGUGGCAGUGAAAGAAAUCCAUACCAAAAACGAUGGCAGAGAUCCGUAUUCGCAACUAUUACGAAAAACCAAACUCCCCAAAAUAUGGACUGAUCGGCCGAUAAAUUUUCCUUCAAUCUACCUCGAACGCUCUGACGAAGAAGUCACCGAAUAUUACCAACCGAAAGAUCUGCGAGUCGGCGAAACUAUAUUCGUUUUGGGAAGAAAAAUGCUUCUUUAUGACUGCGAUAGUUUCACCAGAAACUACUUCAAAAAAGCUCUUUGUAUAGAACAGGGUUCUCCCAUUGACGUCUCUGAAAAGCCGAAACCUCCUCCAGAGCGAAAAAUCCCGCCGCACGAUGGAAUUGGCAGCUUAGAAGAUUCGCUGCAAAACACGAUAACAUUUUUGCCAAGACCACCCAGAAAAGACAUGGUUAAACAGAUCUUGAACGCAAACAAGUAUCUGAGAUACGAAAUGAAGAUGGAAGAUAUUCAUCCCGAGGAUACGAUUCGACGUUUUAUUUUAAACUACUCGUUAGGCGACAGUACUUGUAAAAUUUUCGAACCGCCAAUCAUUAAUUCUGGUAUUAUUGGUGGAAAGUAUUUAAAAAGUACCUUGUUGCCUAAACCUGGUACUAAUCCACUUGAUCCUGAAUACUACACCCCUAUUGACUUCUACAUUGGUGCUAUUAUCACGGUGUUUCAGCAACGAUUUAUUAUUACUGGAGCUGAUUUAUAUGUGUACCGCUACAUGCAAGCCAAUUCUAGUAAAUUCCCGUGUGAAGUAAUUGAAAAUAUACGCAAUUUCAUGUUUAACAAAGGAUAUCUUAAUGACGACAUUAAUCAGUUGAUGGAAGAAAAUAAGAUGCAGAUUGAAAAAGAAGAACGAGAUGCUAUAGGUGAUGACCUAAAAGUAACUCAAACGGAAAUGGAAAAAUGCCUGGAUAAAUUUGGCAUUUCUGCUAUUGAAGAUACAACCUUCCAAAAGGAAUAUCCCAAAGAAGAACUUGUAGUACCAGAACAUAAUGUGCCACCAUUUGGCAUACAGCCUGUAAAUAAUGACGGUCCAUAUCCCAUUACAACAGCACCCGUUCCCGAUCUUGCUUGCAAGGAUGAAGCACAAAGAAUUGCAACAACGGAGUAUGAUACAGAGGAAGAAAAGAUCAAAAAAUACUAUGACAGGAUACUCCGAAAGCACAAACAUAUAUGUGAAAAUGCCCAACCUGAACUUCCUCCAGAGGAUGACUGCUUGACAAAGGAACGUAAAGCUAAAGCUGUUACAUUUGCAGAAGAUCAAAAAUGCGAAUAUUAAACAAAUAUGCUUUAUUUUACAAUAAAUAUACACUUUGUGAAAAAUAUAAAUAAAACAU